UGAAGAGCUUCCAAAGCACUCUCUUCUUUAAUUGGUUUCCUUUUAGAAAUUAAGUUCAAAACCCUUUUUAUAAACACUCUUCUUUCCAUUGAACCUCUCCAUACUCUUCCAAUCAUGUUCACUUCAUCCACUUUUGAGCUCAUAUUUCUUGCUGCUUCAAACUCUCACAUUCUCUUUUGUUUUUGCAAUCUCAUAAUAGCCAUCUUACUCAUUGGCACAAAACCUGUCUUCAGUUUUCAUCGACAAGUCACGAAUCCACCUCCCGUGUUCACCGUCAAUGAAGGAUCACACUACAUGGUUGAUAACGACAUGAGUAUCAUUGGAACACCAAUAAUAACUCAAAAUGCAAUGGUUGAUGAUGGAGAUCAUGAGACCGCGGAUGUAGAUGAUGGCGAUGAUAAACAAAAUGUAUCUAUCGUCAACAAAGAACAUACUCGAGAAGACGACGACGAAGAAGAAGAAGAAAUGAUGGAAGAAGAAGAUUGCGAAGGAGAUGAAUUGAGAAGGAGAGUUGAAGAGUUCAUAAACAAGACUAACAAAGCAUGGGAGGCUGAAAAGCUAGGACAUAUUCCUAUAUAUAGUUCAUAGUAUUUUUAGUGAAGUUGUGUUUUAUGUUUAUUUUCUUGGCCAUAUAUUUUCAAGAUAUAGUUUCCUUCUUUCGACUAUUUUCCUACUUGUAGAAUGUGGAAAGAUGAACUAUAAAAGAGGUGGUAGAAUCAUUAAGUUUA
This is a messenger RNA of Impatiens glandulifera, 728 nucleotides long. RefSeq lists its product as uncharacterized. Lineage: Eukaryota; Viridiplantae; Streptophyta; Magnoliopsida; Ericales; Balsaminaceae. The record is from RefSeq and is a predicted model, not a curated record. Bases 115 to 588 code for a protein of 157 amino acids. The transcript has a single exon.